UGGUGAACAAGAAGUCGAGCAGCCCCUGCUACUUUCGACCAAGUUUCGCUCUGAGUUCAUCAGACCAAUUUCAAACGAACUUGAUCGGAUGUUCAGACAAACUGUGGUCCAAGGCUUUGCUGACAACAGUAUCAAGUAUCUUAAAGCACGUAUGGCUUCUCUGGCCCGUGUCUCGAGAGGUUGGCCCUUGGAAAACUGGUUUCGAGCAUAUGUUUUAUCUUGGCUUCGUAACGAACAGGUGGACGCCCAACAUCAAGAGCAGUACGCAGCUUUAGCCCAAGAUGUGCGGAACCAAGUGCGGUCCUGGUUAGUGCAGCAGCGAAAGAACCUUCGCAAGAAUCCUGUUGAGCUCAACGACGAGCGAAUCGACUUGCUCCUCAAGAGAGCAGCAACAGUACCAGCUAAUUUCCCCAUACGUGAAGAUCUCCCGGAGUAUAUCUACUCUCGUAUUUGGCACAUACCACUAAGAAGCAAUGAAAAAAUGGAGUCUGUAAUCAAUUUGUCGAAAUGUUUAAAGGUUGCUGAAUCGCUCGCACAAGAAGCCACGGAAGAAAAUCGACAAGCUUUGGAGACGUUUAUCACUGAGGAACGCCUGUUUUUACAAAAAGUGACAGGUCGCCUAAUUGGAGUUCGGCUAGCUGACCAAGAUCAAGAUCAAGGGCCUUUAGACAUAUUUGACUGUUUGGUGAUCAAGCGUCCUCGUGAUGAUCGAUCUCAAGUCGUUGCUGCUGGUCAACAGGAUCAACCUCCUUCGUCGCCACCGCAAGCUGGACCGUCACACCCUGCCCCUCCAGUGACGAGAUCCGCGUCAAAAAAGGCUGGUGGUCUCAAGCGUACCAUUGAAGAAAUCCAGCGUGAUACUGCACUUGAUAAUGCAGUCGAAACUGAUGACGACAGCGCUGAAGAAGAUCCGAGUGGCGGUAGCAAUCGUGGUAACAACGGCGACAGCAACGGCGCCGACGAUGACCCAGUACCCGUUGUGGCUUCAAGUAGCCAAACUCAUCAUCUUCUUUCGAUGCAAAAUGCCAUGCUCGAGCGUUUACCUGACACUUUAUCAUUCGCUGCGUGCCCUUCUGCUGCAACCAAGACAAUCCCCGUACAACUUCCAUCAACGUUUAUUCGUAACAUAUUUGACCACCUUGAAUAUUUUGCUGCGCCGAUAUACAUGAAUCUGCAUGCGCUUAUGGGAGCAGAAACAAACAUUGACAACAGGGCUCGACUGCAAGCUGCGAGAGACAGUGUGAAUGAUGCUCGUGUACGAUUGCAAGAGGGAUAUCGCAGAUAUUUUAAUUUACAAGAAGAAGAAAAGAUCCAAUAUGCAAGAGACCACCAUGGCCAGCAGAAUCGUCGGGCUGUCCGUUCCAAUGACCCAUAUUCUUUCCUUGUUGAUUUGGGGCAUGGUACUACCAAGUUGCAAGACGGUGCUUUAAGGACAAAACAGCGUGGAUACGAAAAGUUUAUCAAUGAGACCCUCGAGGGUGCCGUAGAACCUGGUACACCGCGGUUUACGUUGCGUAUGAUCAGAACAGACGGCGUGCAACUGUUUGCGAACAUGACCGACUGGUCCAAACCUGGCUCAAGAGGCGGUUCUGGAACUACUACUUUGCGUUACCUGCCAGAAAUCAGGAAGAUGCUUGCACGUGCUGAAGCAAAUGGUAGGUAGUCGUAACAUAGGAGAAAUGCCGUAUCGACAUGAAGUUAAUCAGUAAAAUAAUUCUUAAACGUAUUAGCUCCAGAAGGUGAACGAGGAGUAGGGGAAUAUGACGGUGCCAUUGGCCUUGAUCUAGGUGAAACGUUGUUUGCGUAGGAAAAAGAAAAUGACAAAUGAUGAGAGCGUUGUGCGUAAAAGUAUGAACGAGAUUAUGCAACGCUUGUGUCUUUUAUUAAUACAUGCUGUGACAAGAAUUUAUCAGUCCGUGGGUGUGCCUCGUAUAUCAGUCAUGUGAUGUAAAUUGAUUUGAUAUAUUGCACCUUGCCGUUUCUUCUCGC
Molecule: messenger RNA, 1989 nt
Organism: Zychaea mexicana
Lineage: Eukaryota; Fungi; Mucoromycota; Mucoromycetes; Mucorales; Lichtheimiaceae
Exons: 2
Coding region: 89-1663 (524 amino acids)
Source: RefSeq, a predicted model, not a curated record